AUGCAGUCUGUACUACACUCAAGUGGUCAUGGUAAUUCCAUGCGCACUUCAGCCUCCUCGUUUCUCUCGGCAGCUUAUGGCAAUUACCAGACUGGUGCAAAUUUUCGAAACGUGGAUGAAUCACUUGUGCCAUCAUUUGAGGCAUUAAACCCAUAUGCAAAGGUUGGACAUAGCGUCCCAGGUGAUGAUAAACGUUGGCAACCAGUACCGGACUUGUUUCAUUCAAAAGAAUCGCUUUAUUUUCGUUCAGCAGUGGGUAAUGUGCUUAAAACGGCCCAUGAAGAGAUAUCGCCAGCGGAAUUAGAAGUACGAGCAAAUACACCUGAAUUUAAAGUGGAAGAAGGUGAUUGGAUUGCCCACAACUCGAAUCAGAAGAAUCAGUUUGCACUGAUUACACCACUUAAGACUGUGGCUAGAAUUCCAGCUAACCUUAUUAUUUCAAAUGAACCAAUCUCGUUAACACAACCAAUAAGUAACCACAUGGGUGGAUACCUUCGUAAGAAAGGUGAGAAAAACAAAGCUCUGAAGAAACGGUAUAUGGAGUUAAAUGGAAGCGUAUUAGCUUAUUAUAAAAAGAAGCCGGUUAAGCAUGGUAUUCCACUAGGUCGUGACGAAAAGAAGACGUUGGAACGAGGACGAAUUGACUUGGAUCGUGUAUCGUCUUUACAACCAAUGGAAUCCAGGACGGAGCCGUAUGGUAUUCUUUUGGUCACGACGGCGCGUACUUGGGCAAUUUGUGCGGACUCUGAACCUGAGUACCAGCGGUGGCUAAAGGCACUUUGUGAUGUUGUCAAGUUUAGUGCAGUUCAUGUCACGUAUAAGCGUAUGUUUCAGUUGCAGGAAGUGAGUGCAAAGGCUAUCACUGAUGUUCGAAUGGUUGUCACAACCGGUGAUACGGUGGGACAGAUUGUCGAGCAUAUCUUUAACUGCUAUGAGCAGGCGCUGGAUGCAGCGCCGUUGAGACCAUACAAUCCAGCAGAGUAUCGACUGAAAAUUACUGGUUACCGUGACUACAUGAUCGACAGGUUCCGUGUUUUGAAUGAAUAUGUUCAUGUUCGCGAGUGUCUUUUGACCAAGAAAACAAUUCGUUUGACUGUGAUUCACGAGUCAGUGAUUCAGGAGACCGCUAUGAUGAGCUUGAGCAUUGGCAGAGACCUGGCAGUUAUUUCUGGAUCAAUGAACAGUAUUGUUAGCCAGUUUGCAGAUAUGUUUGAUGGUGAGCGGGCAACGUCAUUGCAGAUGACAACUUUGGGUGAUGAAUGGGAAAAUCCGUCAGUCGAUCGCAAUCCGUCGUUACCGAGUGGGAUAAUUCAACAGCCAUUUGCUAUCCGCAUACGUCGGGUACUGAACAUUCCUCGUACAACAUGCGUAAGAAAGCGUUCAAGUGAAGAAGCUGUGGUGAGCCGGAUCCCUUUGACGAGCACGAGUGUAAUUGUUCGCAUUGAGCUGUAUGACGGGAGCCAACUACUAGAUAAUGCCCUGGUCGACACGGCAGACGUUCGGCUGAAGGCUCAGCGGAACAACUUUCUGUACGCUGAAUGGGAAGACGCUAUUUGGCACACGUUUAACAUGGACAUUUGCAACAUCACGCGCACGAUGCGAAUUCAGCUUACAGUUUUGGGUGUAAAAAAGAAUGUUGGUAGUUCAACUUCGAGCAUGGACGCCACCGAGGAAAAGAUGCUGGUGACUGGCGUGAACGCGUUUGAGGUAGAUGACACACUCGUACAGGGGCAACAGUAUGUGCACAUGUACAACAACUUGCACUCGUGCAUUCAAGGUCCUGUGCCUCACGUGGCACUGCCCAACGAGCCCCUGAUUCAGCUCGAGUUUUCUAAGUUUGAUGCACCGAUCAAGUUCAACUGGGAUGAUGAUGAUAGUUUGUCUGCCAAUGAUCGCUCUCACCGCCGUAGUACCAUUACAAGUAGUCGAUCUGCAAUGCUGCGUAAGGAAGGGUGGCUUCAGAAAGUGGGCAACUUUUCGUCUUUGACACGGUGGCGUCGUCGUUGGUUUGUAGUGGACCAGAGCACUUGUACCCUCAGUUAUGCUGAUGAUGAGACUGCUCCUCGUAAGCUGAUCACUCUGCGUAAUUGCUCCGUGAUGACUGCCGAUGACAUGAAUCAGAAGUUUACGACAGCGCCUGUAAAUAAAGGUACACGGAAACUUCGCCAGACGUGGUGCUUUAAAGUGCGUCCUAUGGGUUCGUCUCGUGAUUACAUUAUCUCUGCUGAAACGAAGCAAGAUCGCGAGGAAUGGAUGCUUGCGAUUCAGACUGUUUCAAAGAGUGAUUCGAACAUUGAUUCUCGCGGCAGCAUUGGUGGCUUUGAGGAUCUAAAUAUGCUAGUUCCUGUGAGUCCGUAUGCUGAAAGAAACAACGAUUACUUAGACGGCAAAAUUAUUUUAGAGAGUGUCGCUCAAGACCGGCGUGAUUCGACUUCCCGCAGCAGUGGGCACAGCUCGUGUCAUGAGUCUGCGCAGUUAAACGAACUACGCAAGCUCAUUUUGCUGGACCCGUUGUAUCGGUUUAGUCCGUACCAAAAGGAGCAGCUAUGGAUGCACCGCGAGGAAUAUAUUGACAUACCAGCUGCCCUUCCACGGAUUCUUUCGUGUGUUCACUGGGAAGACCGUGAGGAGUGUGAGGAGGCAUUGAAACUUCUUCCGCGCUGGUCUGUACCUGAUCACCAAGCAGCCUAUGUUGAGUUACUGAAUGGCGAGUUUGCUCACGUAGGUGUCCGCACGUUUGCAGUACAAAAGCUAGGCCAGAUGGCUGAUACGACCUUCAGUUACUUUUUGCCUCAGCUUGUGCAAGCAAUCAAGUUUGAGAACCACCACGUUUCGCCGUUGUCUAUGCUUCUCAUAGAACGAGCAAUCAAGAAUCCAAACCAGAUUGGAUUUGAUCUCUUUUGGAGCAUGAAGGUAGAGGCACACAACGACCAGUAUCGUGAGCGGUAUGGCACGAUCUUGAACGCAUACUUGGAUGUCUGCAGCUCAAAGAUGCGCGCUAUUUUAAAGCUGCAGGACAAGCUUUUUUCGGAGGGCGGAAUGCUUGAACGUAUUUGUCAGAGUGUGAAAGCAAAGAAAAAAGAAGGCGCAGCUGAAAUGAAACGAGCGAUGCAGUUGGGCUUGGAGGCGCUAAACGAACUACUACCAGGCUCAUUUCAACUGCCGCUUGACCCUCGUAUUGAAGUGGGCAAGAUUAUCGUAAGCAAGUGCCGUGUAAUGGAUUCGGCGAAGAAGCCAUUAUGGUUGGUGUUUGAAAAUGCUGAGGAGGGAGGUGAUCCUGUAACAGUAAUGUUCAAGGCCGGUGAUGAUGUUCGUCAGGAUUGCUUGACGCUGCAGUUGAUCCGUUUGAUGGACGAGAUGUGGCGCGACGAGGGUCUGGAUUUGGCAAUGGAGCCAUACAAGUGUGUGGCGACAUCACCAAUGACUGGUAUUCUUCAGAUGGUACCAAACUCGGUUACAACUGCUGAGGUGCACAGGCGUGAUGGUAUGAUGGGGACGUUUAAGGAUCCUAGUUUCUCUGACUGGAUUUGUGCAAACAAUCCUGAUCCGCGAAGCCGCAAAGCUGCUGUUGAUCUUUUCAGCCGCUCUUGCGCUGGUUAUUGUGUGGCUACGUGUGUGCUUGGUAUCGGUGAUCGGCACAAUGACAAUAUUAUGAUUGCUUCCUCGGGCCGCUACUUCCACAUUGACUUUGGUCACUUCUUAGGCCACCUCAAGUAUUACAAGCUGGGAAUUCGUCGUGAGCGAACGCCUUUUGUGUUCACAAAUGAAAUGGCGUACGUGCUAGGUGGAGUAGAAGGGAAAGACUUUGCUAAAUUCGUCGAUACAGCCUGCACGGCGUACUGCGUGCUACGAAGACAAAUGCACCUCCUGGUGUCGCUAUUGCUACUGAUGGUACCAGCAGAUAUGCCUGAACUAACAGGGCGAGAUGACAUUAAUCACAUUGUGACGACCCUGGCGCCCGAGGUAUCAGAUGAUCGUGCUCGCGAGUCGUUUGAGCAGACGAUUCAUUUCUGCCUUGACAGCCGGUUCAAACGUUUUGAUAACUACCUGCACAACAUUGCCCACGCCUUUGGAUAA
This is a messenger RNA of Peronospora belbahrii, 4077 nucleotides long. Lineage: Eukaryota; Oomycota; Peronosporomycetes; Peronosporales; Peronosporaceae. The record is from the annotation of a GenBank genome assembly.